AUGUCUGACAGGUCUCUCAAUCUCGUGGACGACGUUAAGGAGCCCCGGCUUCUGACGUCGCGAUCCAUUGAGACCAUGUCUGGGCUGACGGCCGGGUUCAUCACGACGCUCAUCUCGCAUCCGCUCGAUUUUUUCAAGCUCCGAUUGCAGCUGGACACUACCACCAAGAGCCAGCUAGAGAGCUUCCGAGCGAUCAAAAACAAGCUAUUGGAGGAUUCCAUGGUUAACGGACAGCUCAGACAGUCCCUGCUAGUGCGGAACCUCUAUCGCGGAGUCGGGCCGAACCUGCUAGGGAGCACCACCGCCUGGGGUCUGUAUUUCAGCUUCUACAGAGAGUACAAGAAUAUGGUUUUCAGCAUGUAUGUGGGCGGUUCUGGCGAUGCAGACCAGUCGCUGAGCUCGUCGCAGUACUUGCUCUGCGCAUUUGCUGCCGGCUGGACCACGUCUUUCUUCACCAACCCGAUCUGGGUGAUCAAGACGAGAAUGAUCUCCACGUCGCGGGCGUCGCCGGGCGCCUACAUGUCGAUAGUGGACGGGUGCAAGCAGAUAUACCGCCACGAGGGGAUUUUUGGAUUUUAUAGAGGGUUGUCGCCGGCUCUGCUGAGCGUCUCGCAAGGUGCUCUGCAAUUUUCAAUCUACGACACGAUGAAACGCCACAUUCUCACGACGUCGUCGCACAUGAGCGCCGCACAGUACCUGUAUGCGAGCGCAGUGUCGAAAAUGGUGUCGACGAUGGUUUUCUACCCGCUGCAAGUGGUGCGAUCGCGACUCCAGAUCAACAGAGGUCGAUACGGUUUGAUCUCUGCUGCCACCGAGGUGUUUGUGCGCGAGGGCUUCUUUGGCUUUUAUAAAGGACUAUUUGCCAACCUCAUACGCGUGGUGCCGGCCACAUGCGUCACUUUCACCGUCUACGAGAACAUGAAAUGGGCUCUCCGUGACGUUUAUAUAUGA
Molecule: messenger RNA, 951 nt
Organism: Ogataea angusta
Lineage: Eukaryota; Fungi; Ascomycota; Pichiomycetes; Pichiales; Pichiaceae
Exons: 1
Coding region: 1-951 (316 amino acids)
Biological process (GO): nucleotide transport; folate import into mitochondrion
Cellular component (GO): mitochondrion
Molecular function (GO): FAD transmembrane transporter activity; folic acid transmembrane transporter activity
Source: RefSeq, a predicted model, not a curated record